CCCAGCGGGGCCAGGCGCUCCAGUCACUCGGAAGCGGGGAAACAGGGCAAGAUGGUUUACAUCUCGAAUGGACAAGUAUUGGACAGCCGGAGUCAGUCUCCAUGGAGAUUAUCUUUGAUAACAGAUUUCUUUUGGGGAAUAGCUGAGUUUGUGGUUUUGUUUUUCAAAACUCUGCUUCAGCAAGAUGUGAAGAAAAGAAGAGGCUAUGGGAACUCAUCUGAUUCCAGAUAUGAUGAUGGAAGAGGGUAUAGCUUUUUGUAUUGAUAAUAGUUAUUUUUA
This is a messenger RNA of Otolemur garnettii (small-eared galago), 279 nucleotides long. RefSeq names its product selenoprotein K (gene SELENOK). Gene Ontology annotation, cellular component: endoplasmic reticulum membrane; Golgi apparatus. The coding region runs from base 52 to 264 and encodes 70 amino acids. Lineage: Eukaryota; Metazoa; Chordata; Mammalia; Primates; Galagidae. The record is from RefSeq and is a predicted model, not a curated record. The transcript has 3 exons. Gene Ontology annotation, biological process: endoplasmic reticulum calcium ion homeostasis; calcium ion transport.